This is a messenger RNA of Pyricularia grisea, 2964 nucleotides long. RefSeq lists its product as uncharacterized. Bases 944 to 2863 code for a protein of 639 amino acids. Gene Ontology annotation, molecular function: DNA-binding transcription factor activity, RNA polymerase II-specific; zinc ion binding. Lineage: Eukaryota; Fungi; Ascomycota; Sordariomycetes; Magnaporthales; Pyriculariaceae. Gene Ontology annotation, biological process: regulation of DNA-templated transcription. The record is from RefSeq and is a predicted model, not a curated record. The transcript has 4 exons.
GGAGAAGAAAAAAAUAUUUCCCGGUAGCUCAAGCAUCGUUUUCACGUCUAUAUAUCACACGACCGUUGAGUACUUUCUCUACUAUAUUUUUUUCUUUUUCCGAAAUACUAUUGAGAAACCCAUUCGUCUCAUCAUCGUCCGGCGACGUCCGCCAUACUACCCCCCUGAAGCAUGCCCCUUCCCCGGCAUUGUAAAAGAACCCUGAACCCCCCACAGUCACAUUUACUAGUAUUACAGACCCGCCACUGAAUAGGUCUCGUCCUGGAGCCCCUGUGCCGAACUCAUCCAUGUGGCAGACCGACCCCCUCUCCCCCCCUUGGCACAGACCUUCAUGACUUUUCAGUAAAUACUAACCAGGCGGUGCUUUCUCCAGAGGCCAAGGCUUUGCCAUGACGAGCAUUGGCCAAAUUCAAUUCCAACCUGCGAUCUGAUUGCCCUUUUCAAGCCGGCACUUCGUCCUUUUCGCAUCACACCACAAGUCUAGGGCCAGUCGAACCUCUCUUACAAACAACUCGUCUCUAGCACAGCCAACGAAAAGCCUCUCACGACGGGCCGGGUUCUUUUUGCAUGACACGACGACUCCCCAACAGACGAUCAACUUGUUUCCUUCUCGGGAUACCAUUUCGUCCUUGAGGAAAAAAAAAAAAGUCUAGGGUCCUUCUGUCCACUCGAUCGGGACUUCUGUUUCAACCCUAAGUCUUCUCACUAAUAUCUUUGGCUGUAUUAUACCUGUCACUUUUUAUAUAUUUUAUCUUGUAUUAUUUCCUGUCAGCACCCUGGUUAUCCUUCUGCGGGACAACCGUGUGACGGAUCGACGCCGGCGAGCGCGCGUUGCGUGCCUGGUCCGUCUCAUCUAGGCGCCUGUUUGCCCUCGGUGGGCUGGGACUGCAAAUCAUUCGCUACUGGGAGUGUGGGUAAUUGAAGAAGUCCUUAAACUUCCACAAUGGUUUAUUGUGGGAAGGCAUCUCAAGGUUGUCAAAGUUGUCGAACUAGACGGAUCAAGUGCGACAAACUCAAGCCUGAAUGCUCACAAUGUCGUCGCGUGAGCAAGAAGUGCCCGGGUUAUCGGGAUCAGCUCUCGCUGAUGUUCCGGGAUGAGAGCAGCAAGGUUAUGCAAAAGGCGCAUGCCCAAUGGGGCGCUGAGCCAUCCACUGCGGCUCCUGGAAGCAGCAAUAAUGCUGAUACCGGCUCGGCCGCUCCUCCGUCUUCAUCCUCACCCGUCGCUAGCUCUCCAAAUGGUUCGGAUUUGGCCUCAUCUCCUAACUACAGCGUCAAGCCUUUAUCGGCUGUGUCGGCUAGAGGGAGACGACCAGCGCAGCCAUGGAGCCCACAAUAUGGCCAGCAGGGACUAGUACCUAGGGCUGCGACCUGGCCGACACCACCACCUCAGCACAUCGGUGCUACAUGGCAGGACAAGGGAGUCCAGUUCUUCAUCGAUCACUAUGUCCUUGGCCUACCGGACGAGGCUUCAGAUAUUACCGGCCUCAGGAGCCAGCCCUGGGUUUUCCAGCACACUCUCCAGCAGUCCAUGGCCGCAGUAGGCCUCGCCGGCCUGGCCAACUUGCGAAGCAGCAAGGAGUUGGCGGCCACAGCCCGCCAGAUGUAUGGAAACGCGUUGCGCGAUACGGGUAAAACCUUGGCCAGAGCGCAAGACCAGCCAAUAGAUUUUCUGAUUCGCAAUGUGCUCAUGCUCGCCAUGUUUGAGAUCGUCAACGGCAGCGAUCCAGAUAUGAGCACAGGGGCCAGAACGCAUAUGAUAGGGGCCGCCGCGCUAUUGCGGAGUUUCUUCCCAAUCCGCAACGGAUCUGCCAUGGGUCUAAGAGGUCUACUUCAACUUUGCUACGCUUUGCUCCUCUCGUGCGCCGUCGCAGAUAUCUCGCUACCGCCUGCCUUUGCCGACUGGGUCAGUCUCUCGUGCAAAGUGAUGCCGAAAGAAGAAUGGCCAUCAACACAGCUUCUCCCGCUCGUGAUGCAACUUGUCACGUUGUCGCGCGAAAUGAGGGGCAAAUACCUACCAGACCAUUCCCAAGGAGAAGCAUACGACGUGUUAAAAUUGCUGAACGAUAUGGACGGUCAGAUGGAGCGAUGGGAGGCUUCCAUCGAUGGCAAGUGGACCUAUACGGUCGGCCAAUCAGACUUUGCGCCAGAAGCGUGUUUCCGGGGUCUAUAUCACACCUAUACCGAUAAUUGGACGGCCAGGAUAUGGAACUAUUACCGUUGGGCCCGGUUGUUGGCGUGCUCGAUGCUCCUGCAAAUCUCAGAAACAAACCCGCAAGCGGCGUACCGUGCACUAUCGGCGACGGACGAAGGUUUGGAAGCACGCAGGGAAGAUGCGAGGAAGACAAUCGUCCGCAUGUCACAUGAUACACUCGUGAGCGUUGCAACACAUUGGAAGCACCCGAAACUUACAGCGGAGCAGAGGGAUCUCCUCAGAUGCGUCGGUGGUGCCGGUACUGGGGCCUCAGGUAUCCCGGGACUUUUGUUCCACAUCGAUGUUGCCGCUUCGGCGCCAGGAGUCCCUCCCGAGUUUGCCGAAUGGGCACUGGGAAUUCUCGAUACCGUAUGGUCCGAAAUGGGAAUGAUACACGCCAAGAGGCUGGCCGACAGCCUACGGAAGCGCAGUGGGAAGGGCGGCGAGGAGGGUCGAAGUAUGCUUGGACUCGAUAAGCUCAUUGACGACAGCCCGCUACUGCUGGUGAGGCGCAUCAAAGAGGAAGAUGUUGAUGGAUGGGAUCAUGCCCAGUCUUUCAACGAUAAUCUGGAUUUGAACAGGGGCAGGACAGGCUACGGAGACGGCUACAAAGAGGCUGGUGGUGACCCAGCGCAAAUGAAAAUGGAACGAGGAAAAGCAGUGGCAGUAUAAUACUGCAGUACAAACACCAAGGGGCAAUGGCGCCCGGCGAAGGGGUGGGCUUGAUCGUUCUCUUUUUUUUUUCUUUUCUUUUUUUCUUCGUCUUUAUUUUC